CAUGUAAACAUCAUUAUCACAUCCCCAAUCAUAUCUGUUGAAAUGGCCUCAGAAGUAAGUUACAUCUGCAAAAGAACUGUGGUGAGCACCAAGGCAGUGGAGCCAGGAAAAUACUUUCCCUUAUCAGCUUUGGAUCACCACAUGGAGCACAACCACAUUAGGUUGGUGUGCUAUUACCAAGGUUUACGAGAAGUAAUGGAGCUUGGAGAAAUAACCAAGAAAUUGAGAGAGAGUUUAUCAGAAAUGCUGACCCAUUUCCCUAUGGUGAGUGGAAGGUUGACAAGAGAUGAAAGAGGGAAAUGGAAGAUCAAGUGCAAUGAUGCUGGUGUGAGAGUGGUGGAGGCCAAAGCCAAAGGGAGUGUGGAAGAAUGGCUUGCAAAUGUUGAUAGGGAAAAGGAACUCCAACUUGUGCAUUGGGAGGACAUGUUCCACAAACCUUAUUAUUGGUCCACAUUUUAUGUUCAGGUGACUGAAUUUGAAGAAGGUGGAUUAGCAAUUGGCCUAAGCUGUGUUCAUCUCUUGGCAGAUUCCACUUCUGCAACUUCAUUCAUGAAAGCCUGGGCUGACAUUUCAAUGGGCAACAAAAUCAUUACUCCUCCACUGUUCCACCCUUUACCUCUCACAACACAAGCAAACAAAAACACCAAUCAUCACCCUCACAUGGGAUUAAUACACCACUACAAGUCAUUAAUUGAAAAAAAACCCAUUUGUUUGAAGGAAGCAAAAUACACUACCAUUUCCCUGGGCUUCUCAGCCCAAAUGGUUCAGGCCUGCAUGUCCAUGGCCCAAUUCAACGGCCCAAUAACACCCUUUGAGGCCCUAGCAGGCUUGUUUUGGGUCUCUUUGAGCAGAGCCAAGGGCCUGAGAAAUGAGCUUGUUGACAUGUCCAUAUGCUUGGACAUGAGAAAAGUGUUGGGCCUGGAUACUGGGUUCUUUGGGAACUGCAUGGUGUAUAAUAAGGUCCAUGAAGUAGAAGGGGAGAAUCAGACAUUGAAAUUUGCAGAAGCUGUUAGGGCAAUAAGUGAUGUUGUGGCUAGAAUGGAUUCUGAGGGUGUGAUGGAUUUGAUGGAGUGGCUAGAAAAUGGUGAUGUGAAUUCACCUACCAUGAUGAAUGGUCAUGAUCUUGUUUGUGGUAGCUUGGAGGGUGUGGACCCUUAUUUUGUGUUUGAAGAUAGGUUGAAACCCAUUCAUGUUUCUUGUUAUGUGGAACCAGUUUUGGGAGAAGGACAAGUUUUGAUACUCCCUGGCCCACCUGGGGAGGGUCCCUUAAGUAGAGUGGUCAUGGUGACCUUAAGAGAAGAGGAAGCAACUAAACUUUGUGAAGAUGAACUUAUCUCACAAUUCUCUCCCACUACCCUAAUCAAAUUUUGA
Messenger RNA from Vigna unguiculata (cowpea), 1371 nucleotides. Its product is annotated as acetyl transferase 1. NCBI's taxonomy places the organism in Eukaryota, Viridiplantae, Streptophyta, Magnoliopsida, Fabales, Fabaceae. The record is from RefSeq and is a predicted model, not a curated record. Gene Ontology annotation, molecular function: acyltransferase activity, transferring groups other than amino-acyl groups.